AUGUACUCUACACCUCCCAAACGAGCAGCCUCGGCAUCUCCAGGAGAUGGGAGACCGAACAAGCGGCACGCACCGUCCUCACCCGAGGAGGGAGAAGUAGACGACUCGCCACCGCCACCACGCCAGGCGACCCCGCCUCCAAAGGCCAAGGUGCCAUUUCCGUUCAAGCGCAAGGCACCUACUUGGCCAUCAUCCCAUUCGGACCUCGGACCGCCUGCGGGAGAAACAGCGAGAAAGGACGAGACCCUACUCGUGCAACAUCGAGCGAAACGGAAGCCGGUGCUGCGCUCGCGUGAAGAAGAAGCAGCAGACGAUUACAACGUCCUCACUAAGCUCGGUGAGGGGACGUUCGGUGAGGUACACAAGGCAAUGCACCGUGAAAAGGGUAACACUGUUGCACUCAAACGAAUUCUCAUGCACAACGAGAAGGAGGGCAUGCCCGUCACGGCGCUGCGCGAGAUCAAGAUCUUGAAGUCACUCCACCACCCGAACAUCAUCGACAUCGAGGAUAUGUUGUCGUUAAGAGAGCCUCUCUCAGUUUACAUGGUGUUCCCGUACAUGGAUCACGACCUCGCGGGUCUCCUCGAAAACGAGCAUCAAUUAUACAUGAAGCAGCUGAUCGAGGGUACAGAGUACAUGCACCGGAAUCACAUCCUCCAUCGGGACAUGAAGGCGGCAAACCUUCUCAUCUCGAACGAUGGCAGCCUCAAGAUCGCUGACUUUGGCCUAGCGCGCGCAUUCGACCCGCGGAUCACGCAGGAGCGCAAGUACACAAACUGCGUUGUGACGCGGUGGUACCGUCCGCCUGAGCUGCUGCUCGGUGCGCGCCAGUACGGCGGUGAGGUAGAUAUGUGGGGCAUCGGAUGUGUGUUGGCUGAAAUGUUCUGGCGGAGACCCAUUCUCCCUGGCGGGUCGGACAUCGACCAACUCGAGAAAAUUUGGCAGUUGUGCGGCACGCCUAACGAAACAACAUGGCCGGGAUGGGACCUGCUACCUGGCUGCGAGGGAGUCCGAACAUGGAACAAUUACAAUCGACGGCUUAGGCAUGUCUAUGAACAGAUCGGUCACGAGACGGUUGACUUGCUCGACAAGCUCCUGGCUUGCAACCCUAGAGAGCGUCUGACGGCAGAGCAAGCCCUCGAUCACGACUACUUCUGGACGGAUCCUUUACCUGCUGACCCGAAAAGUUUACCGAAGUACGAGGCCUCCCACGAGUUCGAUAAACGCGGGCGACGGGAAGGUGCAGGAGCGCCGCCCGCGGUCUCCUACUUCGUCGGCGGCCCCAAUCAAAGACCACUCCCGCCACCCAUGGCCCAAGGCCCGCCCCAGCCCAUGUACCGGCGUCCUCCUCCGCCCCGCGAACAGUUCCGCUUCGGACCAACCAACCACGGCCUCCCUCCUCCGACCAACCAUGCCGACUGCGCUUCCCCCAUAUCCCUUCGCCCUGGCCAGCCACCGCCAGGGAUGGGCCAGUGGCCGCCUAGCGGCCCGUCGUCUGGAAUGCCGCCGUACCCACCUCCAUCCAUGCCUCCCAGGCGCAUCCAUCCAAGUUCACUGCGGCACGAGUAUGGCGGGGGCGCUCAGCUGAACUACGGCUGA
This is a messenger RNA of Fomitopsis serialis, 1599 nucleotides long. RefSeq names its product kinase-like domain-containing protein. Gene Ontology annotation, biological process: protein phosphorylation. Bases 1 to 1599 code for a protein of 532 amino acids. Gene Ontology annotation, cellular component: nucleus. Gene Ontology annotation, molecular function: cyclin-dependent protein serine/threonine kinase activity; ATP binding. The record is from RefSeq and is a predicted model, not a curated record. NCBI's taxonomy places the organism in Eukaryota, Fungi, Basidiomycota, Agaricomycetes, Polyporales, Fomitopsidaceae. The transcript is spliced from 13 exons.